Molecule: messenger RNA, 2214 nt
Organism: Bombina bombina (fire-bellied toad)
Lineage: Eukaryota; Metazoa; Chordata; Amphibia; Anura; Bombinatoridae
Gene: CD180
Product: CD180 molecule
Exons: 3
Coding region: 43-2037 (664 amino acids)
Biological process (GO): positive regulation of lipopolysaccharide-mediated signaling pathway; B cell proliferation involved in immune response; cellular response to lipopolysaccharide
Cellular component (GO): extracellular matrix
Molecular function (GO): protein binding
Source: RefSeq, a predicted model, not a curated record
GCUUGAUAAAUCAUAUUACCUGAAACAUUUAAUAUACUGAAUAUGGCAUUUACACUGUACUUUUUGUCAGUGUUAUUAUUUUACCCCGUAUGCGCCAAAGAGGAGGAAAGCACAACAGAUUUCAGUUGCGUUGAGAUAACUGCAAAUCUGAGUUAUAGCUGUGAAGGUUUAGGCCUGCAAAAUAUUCCUGAGAGCAUCCCUCAUGCAACAGAAAUUCUGGAUUUUAGUUUCAAUUACCUUAAUGCCCUUUACAAGUUGACCUUCAAAAAUCUACCAAACCUUAGGAAAGUAGACUUAACAAGAUGCAAUAUUAAUUGGAUAUAUGAACAUGCUUUUAUAAACAACAUUCACCUACAUACCAUUCUGUUGAUUGGAAACCCAAUAAUAUUUAUUUCAGAUAUGGCAUUUGAUGGGCCAAUAUCAUUAAGACAUCUUUUUUUACAGCAAACUUCCAUAAGCAACUUAUUUUUUGUUCCAAUGUCUAACUUGGAAGACUUAGAAACUUUGAAUUUGGGAAACAAUUUUAUCUCUUCUUUGUGGUUUCCAGAAGAUUUUCCUACAAAAAACCUGAAAACACUGGAUUUUCAAUCAAACCAAAUAAAAAAGAUAUAUGCAAGAGAUAUUGAAGUCUUAAAUCAAGUGAAUGAUCUUAAUCUCAUUUUAAAAACAAACAAUAUGGACUAUAUUGAGCCAAAUUCAUUUAAUUCAAGUAAACUUCAAAUUUUGGAUUUAUUAGGCAGUGCUGUAAAUGUUGACCCAUCUGUUCUUUUAAAUGGACUUAAUGGUUUAUCAACUACAGUUUUGAGAGUUGGAACAUUUCAGGACAGCAAACAUUUUGAACUAAACCCAACCUUUUUUCACAGUCUGUGCAGUAUUUCAAUGAAAGAGCUUAAUUUACAAUUUCAGAGGUUUUAUGAUUUAUCAGCCACUAAUUUCUCAUGUAUAAAAAAUAUAACAAAAUUGGAUUUAACAGGUACUGACAUUAAGACCCUUCCGAGCUUUAAAACAGAUAACAUUUUAAGUGAGCUUGUAUUAAGUAGAAACAAAUUUGAACAAAUCUGUGAUAUACAGGCAGAUAAUUUCCAUCAUCUAACACACCUUACGUUAAGAGAAAAUACUGAAUUUCUGAAUUUAGGAGAUGGUUGUUUGGAAAAUCUUUCAAAGCUGCAAUAUUUGGAUCUAAGUUAUAGUAAUAUUGGUUCUACUACCUGUUGUAGAGGUCAACUUAAAGGUCUCCACAAUUUAAAACAUCUCAAUUUUAGUUAUAACCUUAAUCAAUUUUUCUCUAACGUGACCUUCCAAGACAACGGAAAUUUGGAAGUUCUAGAUCUAGCCUACACACGUAUUUUCUUCACUGAAUCAUUAGGACCAUUUAGCAAUCUAAAAUUACUAAAAGUUAUGAAUUUGUCGAUGAGCAGAAUUAAUGAUAGCAAUGUGUUAAUUUUUGAAGGUCUGAAGAACCUUGUUUACUUGAACAUGAAAAGUAGUUCCUUUCAGUCAGGAAUGAUUAAAAACAACAAUGUGUUUCAAUAUACUCUCAAUUUGGAGGUCCUCAUUUUAUCUUCAUGUGACCUAACAGCUAUAGAAGAAAGGGCAUUUCACAAGCUGGAGAAACUAAAUUAUGUUGACCUGAGUUACAACAAGCUGGCAGUGUUUAGCAGUGAUGCAUUCAAAGAUUUACAUCAAAUUUAUUUGAAUUAUGCCUUUAAUUUGAUUAAAAUCAUACCAUUAGAUUUGGUAAGGACUAUAUCAAAUAAAAGUGUUAUCAAUUUAAGUCACAAUCCUCUUGAUUGUUCUUGCUCCAACAUCCAAUUCAUAACAUGGUAUAAGGAGAAUACCAGAGUAUUUGAAGACAUUAAAUAUACAGUAUGUGGCUCCCCUGUGUCAACAGUAGGUAAAGAGGUGUGUAGAUUAACUAUAUCUUGCACUUUGUCUUCUCUUAAAAUAUUUUUCAUAAUAAUGGGUAUAGUGGUUGUAAUAGCUUUUGUACUUCUGGUUAUACGAUAUUACAAAAAGCAUCAGUAUGAUGGCCUUUAGUAGGAGAAUGGUUUAAUGUAUAUUCUUCAAGAAUUAAUAAAUGUUUAAGUCCUGGAGUGAAACUACAGUUACAGGUACUAAUCUGAAGCAAUUACAACAUAUUUUGUUUGUUUUUUAAUGUCUGCUGCCUUUGUUUUCUAUAAUGGUCAAUUAAAAGUAACAAAUAUGUGCACUGAA